Messenger RNA from Vicia villosa (hairy vetch), 1494 nucleotides. RefSeq lists its product as uncharacterized. The coding region runs from base 1 to 1494 and encodes 497 amino acids. The transcript is spliced from 10 exons. Lineage: Eukaryota; Viridiplantae; Streptophyta; Magnoliopsida; Fabales; Fabaceae. The record is from RefSeq and is a predicted model, not a curated record.
AUGUCUAGGGCUCCCAUUCUCAUUAAGGAGCUGGUCCAAGGGAACCAGGUGUGGAAAAUGCACAUCAGGGUCGUUGACAUGUGGGUUGUUACAGAAAAAACAGGGUAUCAACACCUAGAGUGUGUUCUACAAGAUGGAACGGGUGACCAAAUCCAUGUGACCACUAGCCGUUGGGAUUUCAAAGAUUGGAUAGAGCAGAUCAAAGAGCAUGAAACUUAUUAUCUGUAUAAUGGGGAGCCCGUGGUUAAUGAUGGCCCUUUGAAAGUAUGUUCGAACCCUCUCAAGAUUCUUUUUAAUGGAGGGACUACUCUCACCAAGGUGGACAUACCGGACAUCCCACCACACAAAUUCAACUUCCAUGCCAUUGAAAACUUUCUCAAUGGACAUUUCAAGCCUGAUAUGCUCUAUGAUGUUAUUGGUGUCUUGCAAGAUGUUGUUAAGACACAAAUGGGGGGUGGGGGUAAGAAGUCCUGUACCAAUAUCACAUUACGUGACGUUGUAGGAAAUGCCAUUGAAGUUGCUUUAUGGGGUGAUUUUAGCAAACAAUUCAUGGACUACAAGACUCUUGGCAAACAUGUUGGUCCCACAAUUAUCAUUUUGACUCAUGCUUGGUGUAAGCCCAAUACAGUAUCUGGAUUACCAAGUCUAUCUAAUGCUUGGAAUGGCUCGAAACUACUGAUUAACUUAGACCAUCCACAAGUGGAAACCUUCAAAACCAGUUUUGGAGCAGCUGAUUUCUCAAAUGCAUCCAACCUUUCUCUAUCACUAACUUGUGAUUCAUCCAUUCAAUCCACAAACCAGAAUUGGACUAGCCGUAAUGAGGUCAGGACUAUCCGUGACAUUUAUGAAGGAGAAAAGGAUUGUUUUGCAACUACUAUUGGAACUACCAAACGAUUCAAGGCUUCAAGGUUUGGAUGGUUUUUUGAGUGCUGCCCAGGAUGUAAGAUUUCUAUCAAGACCGUUGGAGGGAAAGUUCAGUGCCACUGUGGAGUUAAAGAUGAUAAGGAUUGUGUCCCAUAUACUAAACUGUCUGCUAAAGAGUUAAGAAAGCUCAUGAUAGCGAAUGGAGAAGACAACCCAAAAAUAUGGCCGGCUCAAGUUGACAAUUUGUUGAAUAAGGAAAUGGCGUUCCGUAUCAAAUUUCAAUCAUCUUACAAACAGUAUUCAAUUGUGACAAUUCUUAAUGAGGAUAAUGUUUACAACAAACUUAAGGGCUACCUAACCCUGGAUGAGGAGCAUACAUCAAAUGCUCCUGUUUUGGAGAUCUCCAAUUCUGAUCCAAAUCAUGAGCCAACUGAACCUAUUAUGACACUUUCUGCUCAAGCUUCGAUAUCUCCUCAACCUUCGUCUGCAAGCUCCGGCAGCACACCUGCCAAGAGGGGAGCUAUUUCAACAUCAGUUAAUGAGUUGAUUGAGGCUGAAGAUCUGACUCCUAAACAAUCUGCUACUAAGGCUAAGACUACAAGAAAGAUCAAGCAUAUCAAGAUGGAGUAA